AUGGCGAACCGCCAACUCACCCGGCGCAUCAUCACCAGCGCAGCGAUCUCACUAUGUCUAAUCUUCUUCCUCUUCAUCCGGCCACAAGGGCCUCCAAGCCCCGCCAUCCGCGCCCCAGGCCACAUCGACCACUCCGCGCCCGCGCCGGGAAUAAGCAUCCAAGAAAGCACCCUGAAGGGGGGCGUGGUGAUGCCGAAGCUAGGCAAUGCGACAGUCAAGGCUGAAUUGGGUCGUGCGACAUGGAAGUAUUUCCACACCGUCAUGGCGCGAUACCCCGAAAAACCCACGGACGACCAGAAGGAUGCCCUGCGCUCUUACAUCUACCUCUUCGCUAGGUUAUAUCCUUGUGGAGAGUGUGCUGAACAUUUCCAGCAACAUCUGCAGAAGUACCCGCCGCAGGUAUCGUCGCGGAAUGCCGCUUCCGGUUGGGGUUGCUUUAUUCACAAUGAGGUCAAUGCUAUGCUUGAUAAGCCGGAAUUUGACUGUGCGAAUUUGGGCGACGCCUAUGAUUGCGGUUGCAAUGAGGAGGAAGAGGGUAAGAGGGCAGAGGGAUCGGCGCCGCGGUCUGGUGCUGAUGCGGAGCGGGAUGGGCCGGCUGUGGAGAUUUCGAAGGAGGCGACUACGCGCGGUUGA
Molecule: messenger RNA, 633 nt
Organism: Penicillium soppii
Lineage: Eukaryota; Fungi; Ascomycota; Eurotiomycetes; Eurotiales; Aspergillaceae
Product: flavin-linked sulfhydryl oxidase ERV2
Exons: 4
Coding region: 1-633 (210 amino acids)
Cellular component (GO): mitochondrion
Molecular function (GO): flavin adenine dinucleotide binding; flavin-dependent sulfhydryl oxidase activity
Source: RefSeq, a predicted model, not a curated record